Messenger RNA from Aegilops tauschii subsp. strangulata, 1125 nucleotides. RefSeq names its product protein LIFEGUARD 2. The record is from RefSeq and is a predicted model, not a curated record. Gene Ontology annotation, cellular component: membrane. Lineage: Eukaryota; Viridiplantae; Streptophyta; Magnoliopsida; Poales; Poaceae.
GAGAGACGAAGCGUGCCCAACUCCAUCUGCUUUCCUUUUCCUCUUCCCCCCCAUCCCCCUCCUCCCUCCCUCCCUCCCACCGAAACCCUAGCUAGCUCGAGAGCCAGCCGCGAUGUUCGGCUACCGGAAGGCGCCGGACCUCGACCUCGAGGCGGGCGGCUCCGCGCCGCUCUACCCGGGGAUGACGGAGGACGUGGAGCUGCGCUGGGCCUUCAUCCGCAAGAUCUACGUCAUCCUCUCCGUGCAGCUCGCCAUGACCGCCGCCGUCGCCGGAUUCGUCGUCAAGGUCCCCGCCGUCUCCGACUUCUUCGUCUCCUCCAACGCCGGCCUCGGCCUCUACAUCUUCCUCCUCGUCCUGCCCCUCAUCGUGCUCUGCCCGCUGCGUUACUACCACCAGAAGCACCCCGUCAACCUCAUCCUGCUCGGCGUCUUCACCGUCUCCAUCAGCUUCGCCGUCGGCAUGACUUGCGCCUUCACCAGCGGAAAAAUCAUCUUGGAAGCUGCAAUUCUCACAGCAGUGGUGGUCAUCAGCUUGACUACCUACACUUUCUGGGCUGCAAAGAGAGGCCAUGACUUCAACUUCCUGGGCCCGUUCCUGUUUGGAGCUCUUAUGGUGCUGAUGGUGUUCUCACUUAUCCAGAUCUUUUUCCCACUGGGCAAGAUCUCCACCAUGAUAUAUGGGGCCGUGGCGUCGAUCAUCUUCUGUGGCUACAUCAUCUUCGACACGGACAACAUCAUCAAGCGCCACACGUAUGAUGAGUACAUCUGGGCUGCCGUGUCCCUCUACCUCGACAUCAUCAACCUGUUCCUGAAUCUGAUGCAAAUUCUGCGUGCAGCCGAUAGCUGAGCGCACCUGAGCCCUGCUCGCCUUGAUUUUAGUCCACUAGCUUGUGCAUAGCAGAAAAUUCAUGAUUGCCCGCAGAUACCUGUAGGCAUGUACAAUCGUUAUCAGUAAAUUCUGCCGUCCUAGACUCCAUCGCAUGUCUUGUUUCCUAGCUUCCUGGAGUAUGCAAUGUGUGAUUAAACCAAGCUGCACGAUGAAAAUAUACUCACUGGUGCUUUGUGACUGCAAGACACGCGAAUUUGAUUCCUUGCUAUGAAAUGUUCCAUUUUAAUUCCGCUGAA